Messenger RNA from Alternaria triticimaculans, 1263 nucleotides. Its product is annotated as dolichyl-P-Man:Man(5)GlcNAc(2)-PP-dolichol alpha-1,3-mannosyltransferase. The transcript is spliced from 4 exons. Gene Ontology annotation, molecular function: dol-P-Man:Man(5)GlcNAc(2)-PP-Dol alpha-1,3-mannosyltransferase activity. Gene Ontology annotation, cellular component: endoplasmic reticulum. The record is from RefSeq and is a predicted model, not a curated record. The coding region runs from base 1 to 1263 and encodes 420 amino acids. Lineage: Eukaryota; Fungi; Ascomycota; Dothideomycetes; Pleosporales; Pleosporaceae.
AUGUCGCUCCUCGCCCGCGCAAAAGACCUAGCCUACAACCCCGACCACACAAGAUGGAUGACUCCGCUCCUGCUCGUAGCAGACGCCGCGCUUUCAGGCGUGAUAAUCGAGAAGAUACCUUAUACUGAGAUUGACUGGACAACGUAUAUGCAGCAAAUAGCCAUCUUUCUGAAAGGCGAGCGCGACUAUAAGAAUAUUGCUGGUUCGACAGGUCCGCUCGUGUACCCUGGUGCGCAUGUGUGGAUCUACAAGCAGCUUUACAAGUGGACGGAUGAAGGGCGGGAUAUCGCUCUCGCGCAGUAUAUUUUCGCGGGAGUGUAUUUGCUUACGCUUGGUGUGGUGUUUCAAUGUUAUAGGAAGGCGCGGGUUCCACCGUACAUUUUCCCGCUGUUGAUUCUUUCAAAGCGCAUGCAUAGCAUUUUCAUGCUACGAUGCUUCAAUGAUUGUUUCGCAGUGCUGUUCUUCUGGCUGGCUGUCUUCUGCUACCAACGCGAUCAAUGGCAUCUGGGGAGCGCGCUGUAUAGCACAGGGCUGAACGUCAAGAUGAGCCUGUUGCUGCCUCUACCAGCAAUGGGUAUUCUCAUGGUCAUGAAACUGGGUGGAAGAGAAGCCUUGACGCAGGCCAUGAUCAUCGUGCAGGUUUCGGUUUUGUAUGGCUACCCCUUCAGGAAGCGCGCACCAAGCUAUUUCGCCCGCGCUUUCGAGCUCAGCCGUGCCUUCCUCUACAAAUGGACCGUAAAUUGGCGCUUCGUCCCGGAAUCUACGUUCCUCUCACGCCCGUUCGCCAUUGGCUUACUCGCUCUGCAUGUUGGCCUCCUCAUCUGGUAUGCGCGAACCCGCUGGAUCAAGCCCUCGAAGCGCAAUGUCAAAGAAUUCCUCAAGCUUUGUAUUCCAGCCAUUGAGCCCCGGGAUCAGGACACCAUGUCCAGCAAAAUCACCCCAGAUUUCAUUAUGACGACGAUGCUGACCGCGAUGACCAUUGGCCUACUGUGCGCGCGUAGUCUGCACUACCAGUUCUACGCGUAUGUCGCGUGGUGCACGCCGUUCCUGCUGUGGAAAGCAGGGUUCAACCCGGCCGUUGUAUACGCAUUAUGGGGCGCGCAAGAGUGGGCGUGGAAUGUGUACCCGAGUACAUCGGCAAGCUCGGCGACGGUUGUGGGCGUUCUGGCGAUUACGGUCGCAGGUGUAUGGUGGGGAACGAGGAAGGAGUAUGAGGGCGUGACGAAGGGUAUAAUCGAGGAGGACCAUGCGCACGCCGAGUGA